Molecule: messenger RNA, 3380 nt
Organism: Pelmatolapia mariae (spotted tilapia)
Lineage: Eukaryota; Metazoa; Chordata; Actinopteri; Cichliformes; Cichlidae
Gene: adarb1b
Product: adenosine deaminase RNA specific B1b
Exons: 12
Coding region: 426-2522 (698 amino acids)
Biological process (GO): RNA processing; adenosine to inosine editing
Cellular component (GO): cytoplasm; nucleolus
Molecular function (GO): double-stranded RNA binding; tRNA-specific adenosine deaminase activity; double-stranded RNA adenosine deaminase activity
Source: RefSeq, a predicted model, not a curated record
UGAGGGGGUAGGACAUCCCUGACCGACCUGCACCGACUCCGUACCGCUCAGCGGCAGUAAUGCAGCGUUUCCCUCCCCAGCCGCGGCGAAACACGGAGCAGAAGAAGGAGGCCGACGGCAGGCUGUGAACACUGCGGUACAUGCGACCGUACAGCCGCUCUCUUCAGCCUGUGCUCGUUUUUCUUCCACAGCGGCGACGACACGGAGGAAGACGAGGCAUCUGUGUUUGGGGUUUGAAGUGGCGGACGAGAUUUAAACGUAUCCUGAAUUCACGGCUUCCCGUUGAGGCCAUCAGUUCAGCGUGUGGUAAAUAGCUGCUGUCCCACAGAGUUCUCUGCAGAACGAUUUUUCCGGUCACAGACUGCACGGCAGCCAGAGGUGCAGCGGGUGCGAGGCUGCUCUCGGGUCAGAGCAAACCCGUGGCCAUGGAUGUGGAUGAGGAAGAGAAUAUGAGUUCAAGCAGCACCGACGUAAAGGAAAACCGAAACCUGGACAACGUGUCCUGCAAAGACGGGGUGGGAGUGGCUGAACAGCUCCCCAAUGGCAGUGGCCUGGGCAGUCGAAAGCGACCGCUAGAAGAGGGAAACAAUGGCCACACGCAUUCCAAGUUCCGGGCUAAGAAGCGCAAGAAAACACCGGGCCCGGUCCUGCCCAAGAACGCUCUGAUGCAGCUGAAUGAAAUCAAACCAGGUCUACAGUACAAACUGCUGUCUCAGACAGGCCCGGUGCAUGCGCCAGUGUUUGUCAUGACCGUGGAGGUCAAUGGACAGAUGUUUGAAGGCAUGGGCCCAACAAAGAAGAAGGCUAAGCUAAACGCAGCUGAGAAAGCGCUGCGUUCCUUCGUCCAGUUCCCCAAUGCUUCAGAGGCGCAUUUGGCCAUGGGCCGAACGCUGACAGUGAACACAGACUUUACAUCUGAUCAAGCUGACUUCCCCGACAUGCUCUUCAACGGCUUUGAGACGCCAGCCGCGCCGGAAGAAUCCUUCUAUCUGGGCUCCAACGGUAGCAGCUCCCUAAAUUCACUAGGGGAGUAUCCACUGCCCACACCACCUGGCAGUACCCUUGUCCAGCCCCCAUUGCCCCCUCCAUCUGCAUUCAGCUCGCCCUCCAGUGGCAAAAACCCAGUCAUGAUCCUCAAUGAGCUUAGGCCGGGUCUCAAAUAUGACUUUGUCUCAGAGAGCGGUGAGAGUCACGCCAAGAAUUUUGUGAUGUCAGUAACAGUGGAUUCACAGACAUUUGAAGGAUCAGGGCGCAACAAGAAGCUGGCUAAAGCCCGGGCAGCGCAAGCCGCCCUGUCUGCACUGUUCAACAUGCAGCUAGACCAGACACCAUCUCGGCAACCCAUACCAAGAGAGGGAUUGCAGCUUCACCUACCCCAGGUUCUGGCUGAUGCGGUCUCUCGCCUGGUUGUGGAUAAGUUCAGUGAGCUGACAGACAACUUUACGUCCCCGCAUGCACGGCGAAAAGUGCUGGCAGGCGUCGUCAUGACAACAGGCACAGAUGUGAAGGAAGCACAGGUCAUUUGUGUCUCCACGGGAACCAAAUGCAUCAACGGUGAGUACAUGAGUGACCGCGGCCUGGCACUCAAUGACUGCCACGCUGAGAUAAUUGCCCGACGCUCGCUCAUCAGGUACCUCUACACUCAGCUGGAGUUCUUCCUCAGCAACAACAAGGAGGACUACCACAAAUCAAUAUUUGUGCUGUGUGACAAGGGAGGCUACAGGUUAAAGGAUAACGUUCAGUUCCACCUCUACAUCAGCACCUCUCCCUGUGGAGAUGCCAGGAUUUUCUCUCCACACGAGGCCGGAGUGGAAGACCAAGGAGACAGACAUCCUAACCGGAAAGCGCGGGGUCAGCUGAGGACCAAAAUCGAGUCCGGGGAGGGCACCAUCCCUGUAAGGUCCAGCAACACCAUCCAGACCUGGGACGGUGUUCUUCAAGGGGAGCGAUUACUCACCAUGUCCUGCAGUGACAAGAUUGCGAGGUGGAACGUGGUGGGCAUCCAGGGCUCCUUGAUGAGCUACUUCACAGAGCCAAUCUACUUCUCCAGCAUCAUCCUGGGCAGCCUUUACCAUGCUGACCACCUCUCCAGGGCCAUGUACCAGCGCAUCGCAGAUAUCGAAGACCUGCCCCAGCAGUUCACCCUCAACAGGCCUCUUCUCAGCGGUAUAAGUAAUGCUGAAGCCAGGCAGCCAGGCAAGGCACCAAACUUCAGUGUGAACUGGACGGUGGGUGACCAGGGCCUGGAGGUGAUCAACGCAACCACGGGCAAGGACGACAUGGGCCGCGCCUCACGGCUCUGCAAACACGCACUCUACAGCCGCUGGGUGCGCCUUCACUCCAAGCUGUCGUCCAUCUUGCGGAUCAAGGUGUCGAAGCCGAGCUCCUACCACGAAGCAAAGCAGGCGGCCACAGAGUACCACUCUGCCAAGCAGGCGCUCAUCAAGGCCUUCCACAAGGCCGGCUUGGGGGCUUGGGUCAAAAAGCCCAUCGAGCAAGACCAGUUCACCCUCAGCUCCUGAGGGAGUCGAGGGAUUCCUUAACCACCCCCUCCUCUUUCCCUGACCCAGGCCUGAGAGAGCCCCCGUAUUAACAAGCAGACACUUACUUCUGUCCCAUGUGUCAGCACGCACGUGCACUUUGUAUUUGUGGAAAUGAACGUGCGCAGUUUCACAAACCAUCCGUAACUCAUCAUUCUCAUUCCUCAGAGGACAUCAGCCUCGUGUCUUUGAUUUAACUUUUUACUUUGAUUUUACUGGACGCUCCGUUCCAUUGAAUUAUUUUCUGUGUAAAACUGGAAUCCAUGUUUUGUUUUUUCGUUUAACACGCACCCAUUUGUUUCCCAGAGAAAUCAUGUUCUUAUGGCGUAGAUGUGGAAGCUGAAAUUAUACCGUUCUGUCUUGUUGAUCAAUGAGUGUAGCUAAUUUAGGUCGGAAUGUAGCCUAGAAACGGGAUCUUUGUUGACUAAAACCAAUGUAUAUGGACCUAAAACAAUAUAUAUCUUUGCUAAAAUUAAUGACACUGACAAAUUUUAAUUUAAUUAUGCAUAAAUCUUCAAGAUGUAAAUCUAGUACUGAGAAAAACAUAAGAGUUGUAACGUUUAAUGUGUGUUAUUUGGUCCGUUCCUUAGCUGAGACUACGUGUUCUUAUCCUCUGGAUUAAAGAUACAAAUGUUACAAAAUGUUGUCGCCCUGUUUGAGUCACUGACUGGAAAGAGUUUAUAAGGCAGGUGUGACAGCGUCGUAGCGCUCUUUCCUUUGUUUUUAUGUCGUGUUCAUUCAUCUGUGCGUAUGAUUUUUAAGUUAUUUUAUGUCACUCUCAUUUCAUACUUGAACAGAUGCGAGGGAGGGGUGAGGGUCACGUUGACUGCCCCCCCCCCC